Danio aesculapii is the source of this 721-nucleotide messenger RNA. It is a transcript of the gene hypk, whose product is annotated as huntingtin interacting protein K. The record is from RefSeq and is a predicted model, not a curated record. The transcript is spliced from 4 exons. Lineage: Eukaryota; Metazoa; Chordata; Actinopteri; Cypriniformes; Danionidae. Gene Ontology annotation, biological process: protein stabilization; negative regulation of apoptotic process. The coding region runs from base 21 to 386 and encodes 121 amino acids.
GGCUGCGCGAAGAAGGAAACAUGGCGGCUGAGGGAGAUGUGGAUCUGGAUCUGGAGGCUGAGGAGAACUGUACGGGAAAACCGACAGAAAAGCCGAGAAAACAUGACAGUGGGGCUGCUGAUUUAGAAAAGGUUACCGACUAUGCGGAGGAAAAAGAAAUAUCCAGCUCAAAUUUGGAAACGGCCAUGUCCGUGAUUGGAGACAGAAGAUCCAGAGAACAGAAGGCAAAACAAGAAAGAGAAAAAGAGCUGGCCAAAGUAACAAUAAAGAAAGAAGACGUGGAGCUCAUAAUGGGAGAGAUGGAGAUUCCCAGAGCAGUGGCGGAGCGCAGUCUGAGAGAACACAUGGGGAAUGUGGUGGAGGCUCUGAUCGCACUCACCAACUGAGGAGAUUGAUAGUUUUGAGCUGUAUAUGGACACAUUGGACUGCCUUUUUUCUGCUUGUGAUGACCUUACCUUUUCCACACUGUACUUAUUCUGUAAUAAAGGAACCAUUUUUUUAACAGCCCUCAACAGUUCAACUUAGCCCUCUUCAUGCUUUAGAUUAUCCAACCUCCCAAUGCGCUCAGCGUCACAGUAAUUUAUUACCAUAAAACAACAACUAAAAGUACACUUUUUUUUCUUUUAGAAAGUGAAACAAAAGCCUCAAUUCUGUACACGCAAUCAAACAUUAUCUAGAUGUACUGGAUUUCAACUGCAAUAAACAUCUGAUGUCUUUGUUA